AUGUCAUACAAGCCGACCAGCCCACCUCCAUCCUACCACCCCCAGGCCGGCUACGCAAGCUCCCCGCAACCUCAAGGCCAGGGCGCCGCAAACGAAUACUACGGAGGCGGAGGCGGAGGCGGCCAGGGCUAUUAUCCGCAGCAGGGAUACCCUCAACAGCAAGGAUAUCCCCAACAGCAGGGCUACCCUCAACAACAGGGCUACUACGGACAACAGAAUCAGAUGUACUACCCGCCGCAGCAGGGUUAUCCUCCUCAGCAGGGCUACUACCAAGGCGACCGCGGAGGUUCCGGCGCCGGCGGCCUGUGUGCCGGUAUCAUGGCUGCGUUUGCCUGCUGCUGCUGCUUGGAUCUCCUCUUCUGA
Messenger RNA from Penicillium atrosanguineum, 363 nucleotides. RefSeq lists its product as uncharacterized. The transcript has 2 exons. The record is from RefSeq and is a predicted model, not a curated record. Bases 1 to 363 code for a protein of 120 amino acids. Lineage: Eukaryota; Fungi; Ascomycota; Eurotiomycetes; Eurotiales; Aspergillaceae.